Molecule: messenger RNA, 3095 nt
Organism: Glycine soja
Lineage: Eukaryota; Viridiplantae; Streptophyta; Magnoliopsida; Fabales; Fabaceae
Product: disease resistance protein RPP13-like
Exons: 1
Coding region: 139-2829 (896 amino acids)
Biological process (GO): defense response to other organism
Molecular function (GO): ADP binding
Source: RefSeq, a predicted model, not a curated record
GUUAACUUACAGCACCCAAACGAGACUAGGCAUCUUCGAUGACUAGGAAUAGUUGCUUUUAAGAUCAGUGCACUGUCAUUGCCAAACAUUCAUUCAUUCAUUUCCAUAGCUUCUAAAAUCUGCAGCUAGCUAGCAAAAAUGGCGGAUGCAAUUGUGAACUUCUUGGCAGAGAAGUUGACGAGGCUGCUUGAGGAGGAAGCCAAGCUUCUCACCGAGGUGCAUGACAACGUGACCUCGUUGCACGACCAGCUUAAGAUAUUGAACCUCUUCCUCAAAGAGACCCAAGGGACCAAGCAGAGAGAGCACGGACUGGUGGCGGAAAUGGUCGGCCAAAUCAGAGACGCUGCAUACCAAGCCGAAGACAUCAUCGACACCUAUGUGGCGGACAUGAUUCGACGUCGAAAGAUGAACCGGUUGGAGAAGGUGGUCAUCGGCAGUGUCAACCACGCGCUCAUGCUUCACAAAGUGGCGGUCAAGAUAGGCGACAUCAAGACAAGAAUCGACAAUAGGUUCGGCAACAUAGAAAAAUACGGCGUCAGACUCAUCAGUGCAAAAGGUGAAAAAAGUAACGGAGAAGAAGAAGAAACAGAGCGCGUGAGGAAACAGAGGAGCGAGGUGGAGGAAGAUAAAGUGGCGGGGUUCGAGAGUUACUCCAGGGCUGUUAUAGAAAAACUCACGGCAAGGGUCAGGGACAGGGAUUCACGCCUUAACGUUGUUUCCAUCACCGGUGUUGGUGGCUUGGGGAAAACCACCCUUGCCAGAAAAACAUACAACAACGUUAGGGUCAAGGACACGUUUUCUUGUCGUGCAUGGGGUUAUGUUUCAAAUGAUUAUCGGCCCAGGGAAUUCUUCUUGAGUCUUCUAAAGUGUUUGCAACCCGGGGAAUAUAGUGAUAUGUCAGAGAGAAGGGAGAGCGACGAAGAACUGAAGAUGAAGGUGCGAGAAUGCUUGAAUAAAAGCGGAAAGUACUUGGUGGUGGUGGACGAUGUUUGGGAAACCCAAGUGUGGGAUGAGAUUAAAAGCGCUUUUCCAGAUGCCAACAACGGAAGCAGAAUAUUGAUAACAAGUCGUUCGACAAAGGUGGCUUCUUAUGCUGGAACAACCCCUCCCUACUCGCUUCCCUUCCUCAACAAACAAAAAAGUUGGGAGCUACUUUUCAAGAAGUUGUUUAAGGGACGAAGAAAGUGUCCCCCAGAAUUAGUGGAACUGGGAAAAUCCAUAGCUGAAAGAUGUGAUGGCUUGCCACUUGCCAUCAUCUUCAUGGCGGGGAUUCUGGCCAACAAGGAAUUGCACAAGGAGUGGUCUGAUAUCAAGGACCAUAUGGAUUGGCAUCUUGGUAGUGACAAUGACAACAUACUAAUGGAUAUACUGAGACUAAGCUACGACACCUUGCCUUCACGGUUGAAGCCUUGCUUUCUAUAUUUUGGCAUGUUCCCUCAGGGAUACAAUAUCCCCGUCAAGCAAUUGAUCCGCUUGUGGACAUCUGAAGGACUAUUAACAACACAUGAUUCUUCUUCCGGAAGCAGGACCAACGCACCGGAGCCCGAAUACAUUGCGGAACAGUACUUGGCUGAACUAGUGGAACGAAGCUUGGUCCAAGUCAUACAUAGGACCAGCUAUGGCAGUGUCAAGACAUGUCGUGUUCAUCUCGUUCUCCGCCACUUCUGCAUAUCCGAGGCCCGGAAGGACAAGUUUUUCCAAGUUGGUGGAAUUAUUAAUGAUUCUUCUCAAAUGCACAGUCGCAGGUUGUCCCUCCAAGGCACACUAUUUCACAAGUCCUCUGUUUCAAGCACUUCAUUAUCUAAUAAUUCCUCUGUCUCCGGAACUCGUUCCCUCUUAUGCUUCGGCAAAGAAGAGGUGUCCGACGUUAAGAAAGACCAAUGGGAAUGGCUUUUCAAGAGUUUCAAGUUGGCUCGGGUGUUGGAUCUAGGACAAAUGAAUGUUACCUCACUACCUAGUGGUUUGAAGAAGCUCAUCCACUUAAGGUACUUGAGUAUACACUCACACAAUCUCGAAACUAUUCCGGAUUCAUUAUGCAACCUAUGGAAUCUAGAAACGCUUGAUCUAAGGGGUUCCCCUAUAAAAUCCUUCUCUGCCGAACUCUGGCAGCUUAAGCAUCUGAGAAAUCUUCUGUUGCUUGGACCCGUGGUGCUUCCGGAAAGUGAAACCAUGCCGAAUCUCCAAACUCUCUCUACGGUGGCACUUGAUCCACGCACGGCAUCGUUGUUGGAGAAUGGUAGAUUCCCCGAGUUGAAAAAACUGGGUUUACAUUAUGAAAAACGUGAUGACACAAUGUGUGAGUGUGAUCCUCGUGUGCUGUUACAAAGUUGCCUCCACCGGCUAAGCUAUCUCCGGAAGCUAAAACUUAUUGGCACUACUGAGAUCCCGCAAAAUGCAGCAAAUGUGUGUGUGUUUCCCUCAACCAUCACCAAGAUAACCCUAACAAAGUUUGGUUUCUUCAACUCUAGUGCCAUGAACACACUAGGAAAGCUUCCAAACCUCUUGGUGCUGAAAUUGUCAUCGCAGAAAAGUGAUGCUAGUUUUGACCUGCAUUGUGCCGCGGGAGGGUUCUCAAAGCUUCAAGUGUUUGUGAUGGUAGAGAUCAUGGUUAAAAGCUGGAGAGUAGUGAAAGGUUCGAUGCCAAGUGUUCAACGUGUAGUCGUCAGAAACUGCGAAUACUUAACUGAGCUUCCAGAAGAAAUCUGGUCCUUGACUGCAUUGUGCCAAGUGAAUGUUUCUUGUCCCAGUAGAAAAUUGGCAAAAACACUGCAAAAUUUGGAGGUGAAGAAUAAGCGUAAGCUCGUCGUCUAUCCUCGCUCAACCAAUUGAAGAAUUGCAUUCUGUCAAAAUCAAUUCAAUCGCUAUUCGCUAGUUUGAUUAAAACUGAUGCAUCAUGUCCUGCCUCAUUCGUAGAAUAGUCUAUGUAUAAACUUUGUAUUUAUUUUUCCUUGUUGUCCUCUUUAUUAUAUUGAUUAAAACUGUUGGUGCAUCAUGUCUUGCCUCAUUCUUAGAAGAGUCUAUGUAUAAACUAAUGACAUGGCACCUUGAGAGUCAAACUCAAUAAUAAUUUUAGGAAAUCCCCUGAACCAAGCUAA